This is a messenger RNA of Salvia splendens (bonfire salvia), 2001 nucleotides long. RefSeq names its product mannosyltransferase APTG1-like. Gene Ontology annotation, cellular component: endoplasmic reticulum membrane. NCBI's taxonomy places the organism in Eukaryota, Viridiplantae, Streptophyta, Magnoliopsida, Lamiales, Lamiaceae. The coding region runs from base 155 to 1783 and encodes 542 amino acids. The transcript has 9 exons. The record is from RefSeq and is a predicted model, not a curated record. Gene Ontology annotation, biological process: GPI anchor biosynthetic process. Gene Ontology annotation, molecular function: alpha-1,2-mannosyltransferase activity.
AAAGUGCAUAAAUUAUCAUAAGAUGAUGACAUCUCCAUAAAGACGAGAAAAUCUGAAAUUAGAAAUGUUAGCACAAAGUAGUAGUGAUCGCCAAAUUCCAAUUCGAGCGACGAUUUAAGAUCCAAUCAACCAGGAAAAGGGAAAAUUAAAAAACAUGAGGAGAAGGAAAAUUUUUGAAUCGGAAUCGCCUGUUGAAGAAGAAGAAGAUGAUGACAAAGAUGAAGAUGACGACGACGACGACAAGAAAUUAACCUCCAAAAACCCUGAUCCGAAACCAUUUUUGCCCAAAUUAUUUAUGUUCUGUUUGAUUGCGCGCAUUAUCAAUUCCUUGCUCGUGCAGACAUACUUCAAUCCGGAUGAACACUGGCAAGCUCUUGAAAUAGCCCAUCGAAUUGCAUUUGGGUAUGGGCAUCAAACAUGGGAAUGGGAAAAAGGCAUAAGGAGCUACUUGCAUCCAGCUAUCUUUGCUGCUCUGUAUAAAGUUCUUGCCUUUCUUCAUCUUGAUUCCCCUUGGUUCAUGAUUAGGUCUCCUCGCCUGCUACAGUCGGUAUUUGCUGCUUUUGGUGAUCUCUACGUGUACAAAUUCUCUCGAGUUCUGUUUGGUGGUAGUGUUGCUGAAUGGGCUCUCUUUGCACAGCUAAGCAACUGGUUCUUGUUUUUCUGCAUGCCUCGCACCUUUUCUAAUAGUUUAGAAACCGUUCUCACAAUUUUGAGUUUAUACUACUGGCCCUGCUUGAGAAGGUCUGCCACUACAGUUCCAUCUGGUUCAAGAAAGUAUGCCCUGGCAAUAGCAGCAAUAGCAUGUGCCGUUCGACCAACAAGUGCUAUCACUUGGAUUUACGUUGGUUGUGUGGAGUUAUUUUCUACACGUACUAAGCUAAAGUUUAUUUUUCUCGAGGUGGCUCCUAUCGGGGGGAUCGUGCUUGGUCUUACAUUCUUAUUGGACUAUCAGUUCUAUGGAUCAUGGGUGAUCGUUCCUCUUAACUUUCUAAAGUUCAAUUUCUUCUCAUCUGGUGGAGACUAUUAUGGAACGCAUGCAUGGCACUGGUAUUUGACGCAAGGAUUCACUGUUAUGCUCUUUACCUACAUACCGUUUACCAUAGCGGGCAUUAUUAUGUCCAAAGAGUGGAAGCUUCCUGGAUUGGUUGUCUGGGUUCUGGGAAUUUAUAGCCUCCUUGGCCACAAAGAGUUCAGGUUUGUUCUUCCUGUGCUUCCUGUAGCGUUGAUGUUCUCGGGUUAUUCCCUAGCUAGCCUAGGACGAGCAGAGAGGACGAAAGGAGGUUCAUAUUCACAUAUUAGGCGCGCCCCGAAGCUGGAAUUAGCAGUCCUAUUCCUUCUCGUAACUAACGUCCCAAUGGCAUUAUAUAUGAGCAUGAUUCAUCAGAGAGGAACAGAGGAUCUCAUGAACUAUCUCGCGGAGGAGGCCACAGAGAAUAACGUCCAAAGCAUCCUUUUUCUAACGCCUUGCCAUGCUACACCAUACUACUCCACUCUGCAUCGCAACCUUCCUAUGCGUUUCUUGGACUGUACGCCAAGUGAUGACAAAGGAAUCUUGGAUGAGUCCGAUCAAUUUUUAAAGGACCCCAUUGGUUUCACAACAAAGUUGGCUCAAACUUGGAACCGUCCAAGCCACAUUGUUCUGUUUGAUUCAGAAGAGAAGCCAUUGAAGGAGUUUCUAGCCUCACAUCAUUUCAAGGAGAUGAAAAGAUUUUUCCACUCUCAUUUUAAGGUGGAUAGAGAGUUGCAAGCAUCAGUGUUAUUGUAUGCUUUUCAAGGCCAUUGAAUUGAUGAUGAUACCAAAUUUUGCAGUGGUGGUUGAACAAGUGAAGAACUAGUUGUAGGAAGUUUUUAAGUAGUGGUGUCCUGACACUUUUUUGGGGGAGAUAAAUUUAUCAACUUUGUCAUUUACAGCAGCUGAAAUCCCAUUGUUCUUUUUUACCACCUUGUAGUUUUGAAUAGAUUUGAGAGAGAAUAUUCAAUGAAAAAGAGCCAUAUUACAUA